AUGAGUCAAGGGUAUUUCCCCGGUGGCAGCGGUUCUUCCGCCGGCGAGGGAUCGUCCAGGCAUGCGGGCGCGGAGGAGCGUUUUGACAGGCCUUUCCAUCCGAGACCGCCGCCUUCGUACAUGACUGUCGGAAAUGGUUCGACUUCGGAGAGUGCAAGUGCGCUGAUGGCCUCGUUGAAUAAUGACUCGGGAUAUGGUGGGAGUGUCUCCAGUGGGAGUGUGGCGGAUGGUGAUGGAGGGGCUGCAUGGCACGGUCUGAUGGAAGAUAGACCGACGUACCCUGGAGAAUGGAACCCAGCUGGCGACAAUGAGAGACAGGUUGUCGCAAGCCAUGUUCAUCAGCUUCUCUACAACCAGAACCGGACCAAGCUCGGCCGUGCUAUCUCCCGGACCAUCGAGACGCUGAAGGAACUCCAAGACAUGAACCGACAAUGGCCCGCCCACUACCCGUCCGUCCAGACUACCCCCGGAUCCCCUUCGCUACAACACAGCCAGACAUUCCUCGAGGGCACCCCCGCGGAUCCGGUUCCAGGGCAACUCAGACGCGCGACUACGAUGCCGGCUGGCGGUGAUGCAGAGUCGAGUGCAGCUCCGGAGAGCCGACCUGCGCCUGAGCCGCGAUUGAUGAGUCCGCAGAUGGCGCAGGAGUUUUCGAUUCUGAAGCUGGAUCUGAAAUUGGGCGCUCUUUCGCAAGCUGAGCUGGUGCAUUCGUUGGAGAAAUCUUCAAUUGCAUCGCUCCUCGACGGAAAAGUCGGCCAGAGCAUCAAGCAUCUCCUCUCACUGCGGGACAGAAUUGAGGAUACUGCGAGCAAGGUGCUGAUUACUGGUGACUUGAACGCAGGAAAGUCGACUUUCUGUAACGCUUUGCUGCGUCGGAAGGUCUUGCCAGAGGAUCAGCAGCCUUGCACCAGCCUCUUCUGCGAGGUUCUUGAUGCUCGGGAGAACAGCGGAAUUGAAGAGGUGCAUGGAGUGCACAAGGAUGUGCCGUAUAACCGCAACGACGAAAGAACAUACGACGUCUACCCCUUGUGUGAGUUGGAGAACAUCGUGAUUGACAACGACAAGUACAUGCAGUGCAAGGUGUAUGUCAAGGACGUGCGGACUAUCGACGAAUCCCUUUUGAACAAUGGUGUUGUCGAUAUUGCCCUGAUCGAUGCGCCGGGUCUGAACUCGGAUUCUCUCAAGACAACAGCGGUAUUUGCCCGACAGGAAGAGAUUGAUGUCGUUGUCUUUGUCGUCUCAGCCGCGAACCACUUCACUCUUUCGGCAAAGGAAUUCAUCAUGAACGCCGCCCACGAAAAGGCUUACAUGUUUAUGGUCGUCAACGGUUUCGACCAAAUCCGGGAUAAGCAGCGUUGCGAGCGGAUGAUCUUGGACCAGAUCAACAAGCUUAGCCCGCGAACCCACAAGGAAGCGGCGGAAUUGGUUCACUUCGUGUCGAGCAAUGCCAUUCCCGUUGCACCUCCGCCGCCAGUUGAGCAGCCUGGUGGUGGUGGCAGCGGCGGCGGUGGGGGCUUCGAUGAUCCCCAUGACGAUGACGACGAUGAUGAUGACAAUGACAAGGGUAAAGGAAAGGGCAAGGACAAGGGCAAAGACAAGGAGAAGAUCCAGGACUUCGAGAACCUGGAAUCCUCUCUGCGUCGCUUUGUUCUGGAGAAGCGUUCUCGGUCCAAGCUUGCGCCUGCCAGGACUUACCUUCUCAACUUGCUUGGAGACCUGAACUCGUUGGCUUCCGUCAACCGUGAUGUUGCCCAGUCAGAGCUCAAGCGCGUCACGGACGAGUUGGCAGAGCUUGUUCCAGCCUAUGAAAAUGGCAAGAAGCGGAAGCUGGACAUUGCGGACCAAGUGGAGAAGUGCAUCGAGGGAUCCUGCGAGGGUGUCUACAACCACACCCGGUCUACGUUGACGAACACUAUCGCUCGUGUGUCUGAAGCAGAUCUUGGUGUUGAGUACCCUGGUCUCUUCUCUGUGUUCCAGUACGCAGAGGACCUGAAACUCGCCAUGUUGGAACAGAUUUCCGGCUCGGUCACGGAGUGCGAGGACUUUGCCCGUGGAAAGACUGUGCAAGGUGUCGGCUUCAUACAGAACAUCGGUCUCUUGCAUGUUGGAGAGGACAAGUUCGCUCCUCUCAACUUCCGCGCCGACAUGAUGUUCCGUCGUAGCCGCCGUCACACUUUCGCCAAGCAAGUCGACACGGAAGUGGAAUUGUGGGAUUUCUUCGAUGUCGCCAGUCUCUGGGAGAGACAGGAGAAGAUGGCCGGAACAGGCAUGGCCAUGACCGCUAUCACUGUUCUUACCGGCCGUGCUUUCAGCGGCUUCAGCUGGGUUGAUAGCGUGUUUAGUGCUGUCAAGUUCCUUGGACCUCAGAACGCGCGACGACUAUUCGUCCCUACUCUUGUUGCAGCUGCCGCACUGACUGCUGCAUACGUGCUCUCUUCGAUCCCGACCACUCUCCCCCCUCGUCUCUCGCGCAAGCUUGCCGCCAGCCUUCACGAAAUGGACUAUGUCCACUCCAACGCCAACCGCAUCUCAACGGAAGUCCGCCGCAUCCUCCGCAUCCCAUCUGGUAACCUGCAGACCAGCCUUGCACAGGACGUCGAAGACCUGGGCAAGCGCAAGAGCGAAGUCAGCAAGACCAAGCAGGAGAGCGACGUUGCCAACAAGUACUUCUCGAACCUCUUCCGCGACAGCGGCGAGAACAGGAGAUUCGUGGAGGACAUUGAUCUUGAUGCCCCGUUGCCUGGUGGGUUGGCGGCUGCUCAUGAUUGA
Aspergillus glaucus CBS 516.65 is the source of this 2769-nucleotide messenger RNA. RefSeq names its product mitofusin. Gene Ontology annotation, biological process: mitochondrial fusion. Gene Ontology annotation, cellular component: mitochondrial outer membrane. The record is from RefSeq and is a predicted model, not a curated record. Gene Ontology annotation, molecular function: GTPase activity; GTP binding. The transcript has 4 exons. NCBI's taxonomy places the organism in Eukaryota, Fungi, Ascomycota, Eurotiomycetes, Eurotiales, Aspergillaceae. The coding region runs from base 1 to 2769 and encodes 922 amino acids.